Xenopus laevis (African clawed frog) is the source of this 936-nucleotide messenger RNA. Its product is annotated as UPF0547 protein C16orf87 homolog. The transcript has 4 exons. NCBI's taxonomy places the organism in Eukaryota, Metazoa, Chordata, Amphibia, Anura, Pipidae. Bases 1 to 564 code for a protein of 187 amino acids. The record is from RefSeq and is a predicted model, not a curated record.
AUGGACUCUGCAUCUUUGGGGAACCUCAGAGAGACUUCUGCACAAAAGACUGUUUUGUACCAAGAGAUGCAGCAAUGCUUUACUCUCUUUGACACAGAAAUGUUUAUUUUAUUGGAUAUUAUCCAGUUACCCAACCCUUUCAGAUGUGGAGCAAACUCUGGAAGCCAGCCAGUGUUCUGCAAAUCCUGCCCUUGUGGAUAUAUAUUUAUAAGUCGGAAACUUCUACAUGCAAAACAGUCACAGAGAUUACCCCCUACAUCAGAAAAUGGAUCAGAUCCAAAAAGACAUCAAACUGAGCGGAUGAAAAGAGAGAGAAUACACACUGCAGUAAAUAGAGACUUGGAGAACAGGAAAAGAUCACGAUCCAACAGCCAGUCUGAUGCUUCCAGACGGGGAAGAGGCCGACCAAAAUCAGCAACAACCAAAAAGCAUGAAGAAGAGAAAGAAAAGCAAGAAAAAGAAGUUGAUAUGUAUGCCAACCUGUCAGAUGAAAAAUCAUUUGUGUUUUCAGUUGCUCUCGCUGAAAUUAACAGAAAAAUUAUCAACCAAAGGCUAAUACUCUGACCCGAUUCAACAGAACCAACCUCAAUGUUAUAUACAAAGUCAAGCCCAUCUGGCUGUAUCAGCACAGAUCAUGGACUCUGCAUCUUUGGGGAACCUCAGAGAGACUUCUGCACAAAAGACUGUUUUGUACCAAGAGAUGCAGCAAUGCUUUACUCUCUUUGACACAGAAAUGUUUAUUUUAUUGGAUAUUAUCCAGUUACCCAACCCUUUCAGAUGUGGAGCAAACUCUGGCAGCCAGCCAGUGUAGGUGUAUUUAAAUGCUUGAUAAAAUGUUAUAUAUAUUAUAUAUCUAUAAAUAUAUAGAUUUCAUUUUUGCUGUUAAAUUAAAAAUAUGUAUAGUUUAUAUAACCUUUAUAUAUUAAACAGUUGUUA